AUCCAUCCAAUUUUCCUGGUUCAGAAAGGACCACCCAUUUCCUCCUUCUUCUCAUUUAUGGCAGCCCUCCUUCUUCCACUCCACCUUCAUUAGCCCUCCGCCAAUGUGACCUCCUUGCCUUCUCCUCCUCAUAUCCUUCUCUCUGCGAUAUCAUAUUCAUAUCAUGGCCGCAGAAUACAACGCCAAGAGAAAUUCUAAUGCCCAGCUUCUUGAAGAAUUGGAGGCUCUAAGCCAAUCCCUUUACCAGUCACACACUUCCACCACGCCAGCUCCUACCCGAAGAACUGCUUCCCUUGCUCUUCCACGAACUUCAGUUCCUUCAAUCCCUUCAGCUGAUGAUGACGCCGAUACUUCCCUCACCGCAGGCACACCGAUCAACAAACCUCGUACCCGCCGCCUCUCCUUGUCCCCAUGGCGCUCAAAGCCGAAGCUUGAGGAAACCAAGGCAGCGGCACCAGCAACCACUCGGCCAGAAAGCAAGAAGUUGGAUGAGAGAUCAACUUCGGCUGAGAAGAAAGGAAUUUGGAGCUGGAAGCCUAUGAGAGCUCUUUCUCACAUUGGAAUGCAGAAACUAAGUUGUUUGUUUUCUGUUGAAGUUGUCGCCGCACAAGGCCUUCCUUCUUCAAUGAAUGGACUCAGGCUUUCUGUUUGUGUUAGGAAGAAGGAGACGAAGGAUGGAGCUGUGCAGACAAUGCCAUCUCGGGUCGCACAAGGAGCUGCUGAUUUCGAGGAGACUCUGUUCAUCAGAUGCCACGUUUAUUGCACUCAUGGAAGUGGAAAGCAGAAGCUUAAAUUCGAGCCACGCCCGUUUUGGAUUUAUCUAUUUGCAGUUGAUGCUAAAGAGCUCGAUUUCGGAAGAAGCUCCGCGGAUUUGAGCCACUUGAUUGCAGAAUCCAUUGAGAAAAAUCAACAGGGCACGCGAAUUCGGCAAUGGGACACGAGCUUUAGUCUUUCUGGAAAGGCUAAAGGAGGAGAGUUAGUUGUGAAACUCGGUUUCCAAAUCAUGGAGAAAGACGGAGGGAUUGAGAUUUAUAACCAAGAUGAGAACACAAAAUCCAGCAAGUUGAAAAAUUUAUCAUCGUCUUUUGCUCGCAAACAAUCGAAGACAUCCUUCAGCAUGCCUAGUCCGAGGAUAACGAGCAAAAGCGACAUUUGGACUCCCUCACAGUCACAGGUAGGAGAAGAAGUAGAUAUUCAGGGAAUGGAUGAUCUGAAUCUUGAUGAUCCAAACCCAAUUCAGGAUACCUCUACCUCUGCCCGAAAAUUCGAUGAUCAGAAGGCAAAGGUGGAGGAUUUUGAUCUUCCCGAUUUUGAGGUUGUAGACAAAGGAGUUGAAGUUCAAGAGAAGGAAGAAGAUGGAGCGGAAUCUGAAAAAUCAAUGGACAUGAAGUCGGCUUCAAGCGAGGUGGUCAAGGAAAUAGUGCACGAUCAAUUAUACCUAAACCUAGCAAGAUUAACCGAGCUUGAUUCAAUUGCACAACAGAUAAAAGCUCUCGAGUCUAUGAUGGGAGAAGAUUUUAAAGCUUUAAAAACCGAGGAUGAUACAGAAUCACAGAGAUUAGAUGCAGAUGAAGAAACUGUGACAAGGGAGUUUCUUCAAAUGCUUGAGGACGAAGAGAUCAGUGGAUACUACUACAAAACCAGUCAACCUCGAGUUCCUCCUGCAAAACUCGAAGGGCAAAAGAAUGCUGCAGAUGAGGAGUCCAAAGCGUAUCUUCCCGAUCUUGGUAAGGGCUUGGGUUGUGUAGUUCAGACAAGAGAUGGGGGUUACUUGGCUUCUAUGAAUCCGUUAGAUGAUGCUGUUGCUAGAAAAGACACUCCAAAGCUAGCAAUGCAGAUGUCAAAGCCUUUUGUGUUACCAUGGAAUCAGUCCUCGAGUGGAUUUGAGUUAUUUCAGAAACUGGCUAGCAUGGAGCUAGAUGAACUAAGCUCUCAUGUUUUCACCUUAAUGCCCAUAGAUGAACUGAUGGGUAAAACCGCAGAGCAGACAGCUUUUGAAGGCAUUGCUUCUGCCAUUAUACAAGGAAGAAACAAGGAAGGAGCGAGUUCAAGCGCUGCUCGUAUAGUUUCUGCCCUGAAAAACAUGGCAAAUGCAAUGAGUGACGGAAGGAAGGAGAGAAUUUCAACAGGACUUUGGAAUGUGGAUGAAAACCCGCUAACAGCAGAGCAAAUUCUAGCAUUCUCACUGCAGAAGAUUGAGUCCAUGGCGGUUGAGGCAUUGAAAAUUCAAACUGACAUGGCCGAGCAGGAGGCUCCUUUUGAUGUGUCGCCACUGAGCACAAAGACAGGAGGCAGUAGCGUAGAAGAUCUUUUUGCUUCUGCAGUUUCACUUGAAGAAUGGAUCAACGAUCAAAGAGAAGUAGCAAACAUUGCCCUGAUAAUGGUCGUCCAACUUCGGGAUCCAGUAAGACGGUAUGAAGCAGUCGGAGGCCCUGUCAUAGUACUUAUUAACGCAACAAGUGCUGAUCCAGAAGGUAAUGAAUAUGGUGAUGGUGAAGACAAGAGAUUCAAAGUAACAAGCAUGCAUGUGGGAGGCGUCAAGCUGAGAAGUGGAAGGAAGAAAAGUGGAUGGGACAGUGAGAAGCAAAGGCUAACUGGGAUGCAAUGGUUGGUUGCAUUUGGGUUAGGGAAGGUAGGGAAGAAGGGGAAGCACCAAUUGUCCAAAGGGCAAGACUUGUUGUGGAGUAUUUCCUCGCGAAUCGUGGCUGACAUGUGGCUCAAACCCUUGAGGAAUCCAGACGUCAAACUUGUUAAAUAGUUGCUCAUCAGCUCCUCACGUUUUAUUACUUGAUUGCGGCCCGGCCUGUGAGGACUCCAUUUAUGCAGAUAUCAUUAUUUACAAUUACAAUUGUUGGUUUUUUUUUUUUCCUUUUUCUUCUUCGUUUUAAAUAAAAUUCUCCCUCUAAUAUACAGAACAUGACAUUUAAUUGCAAAUUUGCCUGUAACUAUGUUAUGUUAUACUAUAGCAUGUCUUUGUGUACUCAGCAGCCAGCAUACAUAAAGGGGAUACAGAAUUAUGGACUAAUGAGAACUUCCACGGGACGA
This is a messenger RNA of Neltuma alba, 3045 nucleotides long. Its product is annotated as protein PLASTID MOVEMENT IMPAIRED 1. The coding region runs from base 164 to 2758 and encodes 864 amino acids. The record is from RefSeq and is a predicted model, not a curated record. Lineage: Eukaryota; Viridiplantae; Streptophyta; Magnoliopsida; Fabales; Fabaceae. The transcript has a single exon.